Messenger RNA from Cucurbita moschata (crookneck pumpkin), 3114 nucleotides. RefSeq names its product serine/threonine-protein kinase D6PKL1-like. The coding region runs from base 359 to 2944 and encodes 861 amino acids. Gene Ontology annotation, biological process: protein phosphorylation. Gene Ontology annotation, cellular component: plasma membrane; cytoplasm; nucleus. The record is from RefSeq and is a predicted model, not a curated record. The transcript is spliced from 3 exons. Lineage: Eukaryota; Viridiplantae; Streptophyta; Magnoliopsida; Cucurbitales; Cucurbitaceae. Gene Ontology annotation, molecular function: ATP binding; protein serine/threonine kinase activity.
CCUUAUCUCUCCUAAGUACUCAGAGGCAGUCUCAGAAUUCUGAACAGAAAGAUACUAUUUUACUCUCUCUUUCUCUCUCUAGACCUCCGUCUCUCCCUUCUUCUCUCCGCCCACCGCUCCGGACCCCAAACUAGGUUUUCCCAAGUGUUUAUGCGUUCAUCUCCUUUGCAUUCUUCACAAUCCUAUCACUGGGCUCCAUUGUGUGCGCCCUUUCAAUUCACUUCGCCUCAGAUGGCCUGAAUGUCGCAGCUUAUGGCGAGUGGAAGAGCGGAUAAUCAAUGUUCUAGUGAUGCAAAGAACAGCUCAAGAGUGUGAGACUCAUUAUCUAAGGGCUUUCGUAUAGCGAGUGGAGUUAGUAAUGGGAACUGGUACUUGUGAAAUUGUUGAAGCAAGGGAAGAAAUCAAACCUGUUCAAAGUAAGGUAGGUUCUCAUCAUUCAGAUUUCUUAUCAAAUAAAGAUCGAAAACUUUCUGCAUUGAAAAUUGGAUUCAAAGGAUCUCUAGAGGAUGAUAUCAAUCAGAUUUUUGAGUCAAUUAGUAUUAAAAAUGCAUCCAAGAGUUUAGGUCAUUCGCAAGUAGAGGUAAAUGCACUGAGAAAAAGUACACUAAAGAAGCCGAUCACUGUUGGCAUACCUCGCUCACCAGGUAUUGGUACUUCCGAUUCUGGUAGUCUGAAGCAAGCACUUAGGGAACUAUGCGUUUCGAAAGCGUCUGAAAUGGCUGCUAUGAAGAGAGCAUCAAAAUUGUCUAGCUCUUCAAGAAUCUCCGAAGCGGGGCGGAUCAAGACAUUGUAUAAUUCAGUUAUGGUUGAAGCUACUGAGUCAGGCUCUUCUUCACGCAUGGUUGAAAUAUCUCUGGUUCAAGAGGAAAAGAAAUUGAACUUUGAGAAGAGACUUAAGCAUGUCCAGGCAUCUUCUGUUAAAUCUCCGGUUGAAAGUGCUCGUUCCUUUCAGUUGCCUAUUGCCAAAACAAAAAAUUAUAGCGAGGUUGUUACUGUGGAACAAAACGUCAAUACCACGUCGUCAAGGAAAGUUGGAUCUCAAACAUUAAGGGCAGAGCUGGAGAAGGAAGAGGAGUCCGUUACCCCACCAUCGUUAUCUUCCUGCACUAUUGGCAAGGUUUUAGAGAAGGAGAAGAAAAUUCUUGCUGGAAGCAGGGUAGCAGAUAAAGCGGCAUCGUCCAAGGCAGGACAAAAAGGUAGGAUGCAAACUGCAUCUUCGUCUAAGUUGGGUAGUGGCAAUAAGGUUACCAAGUUAUCUAGAAGUGCCUCCCGUUCGGUUAAACCCGUUAUUAGGAACAAGGGGCUGGCUAAGAAGAAAGUCAAACAGGAUUUGAGUUCUCCAACAUGUAGUUCAAGCACAUACAAUGCAGUCAAUGAUGAUACGGAUCCUAGUAAUAGGAAGUUGAUAUGUGAGCGAUGCCACUGUGCAUUGAAUGGUGCAGCUAAAGACUCAAUGAAGGGCUCUGCAUCCCAGUUUAGUGGUCUUGGCACUGGUGUAAGCAUGACGAAUUCGAAAUCAGGCAUUAGCAAAUCAGGCAUCUACGGGGAUGGCAAGGCUUCUGAUGUUAGAGUAAAAAGAAAUACAAGGGCACGGGAUAAGGGCGAAUUUUCUCAAAGCUCAAAAAGUAGUCAAGGUGAUUACAGUAGCAGUACGACGAGUAUUAUAAGUGAUGACAGCAAUGGUCGUGGAUCCAGUAAUGGUAACAGACCUCAUAUGUCGAAAGAUGUUAGGUGGGAAGCCAUACGCCAUGCACAAUUGGAGCAUGGGGUCCUCAGCUUGCGGCAUUUCAAUCUUUUAAAGAAGCUUGGUUGUGGUGACAUCGGAACCGUGUAUCUUGCUGAGCUAACUGGCACUAGUUGCUUAUUUGCCAUCAAGGUCAUGGACAAUGAGUUUCUAGCAAGACGGAAGAAAAUGCCGAGAGCGCAAACUGAGAGAGAAAUACUUAGAAUGCUAGAUCAUCCCUUCCUUCCAACACUUUAUGUUCAAUUUACUUCUGAUAAUUUAUCAUGUCUCGUCAUGGAGUAUUGUCCUGGAGGAGAUCUUCAUGUUCUUAGGCAGAAGCAGCUAAGCAGAGUUUUUCCUGAACCCGCAGCAAGAUUUUAUGUUGCUGAGGUCCUUCUUGCUUUGGAGUACUUGCACAUGCUUGGUGUUAUUUAUCGAGAUUUAAAACCCGAGAACAUUCUUGUCAGGGAAGAUGGUCACAUAAUGCUUACCGACUUUGACCUGUCGCUUAGGUGCACGGUCAGUCCAACGCUCCUGAAGUCGUCAUCCUUCAAUGCAGACUUGGUGAAAACCUCAGUUCCAGGUAGAGAUUCUAGUUGUGUUGAGCCAUUUUGCAUUGGACCAUCAUGUCAAGUCCCAUGCUUCAGCCCCAGGUUCUUACCUGCUACAUCCAAAGCAAGGAAGUCAAAACCUGACCUCACAACACAGUUCAGGUCAUUGCCCCAGCUCAUUGCCGAACCCACUGAUGCACGAUCAAAUUCCUUCGUUGGCACUCACGAAUAUUUGGCUCCCGAGAUCAUUAAAGGCGAGGGUCAUGGAGCUGCAGUCGAUUGGUGGACGUUUGGUGUUUUUCUAUAUGAGCUUCUAUAUGGUAGAACCCCAUUCAAGGGUUCAAACAAUGAAGAAACAUUAACCAAUGUAAUCAUUCAGAGCCUCAGUUUUCCCGACAGCCCGAUCGUUAGUUUCCAAGCAAGAGAUCUUAUCCGAGGACUGUUGAUAAAAGAACCCGAAAAUCGAUUCAGGACAGAGAAAGGGGCUGCAGAAAUCAAACAGCACCCAUUCUUCGAGGGGCUAAACUGGGCAUUGAUCCGUUGUGCAAUCCCUCCAGAACUUCCUGACUUAUGUGAUAUGGACAUUACAAGCAUGAUUGCUCAACAAAACAAGUUCAGGUAUUUGGAAAGCAAGUCCACUGGAGAACACCUCGAGUUCGAACUGUUUUAGAACUCGCCGACCUUGCUGUAAUUAAUAUUGUAGCGUAUGAUGUAAAUUUGGUCGAGAAUAUUUGUAUCAAUGCUUACCAUUUUCAUUGCUUCAUCAAAGGUCUCUGAGUUCAAUAUUAUGUAUCAACAUAUCCUUUUGGUAGCCUCUGAAUACAGGAAAUCUUAUGCCAA